Messenger RNA from Suillus clintonianus, 2098 nucleotides. RefSeq lists its product as uncharacterized. The transcript has 3 exons. Lineage: Eukaryota; Fungi; Basidiomycota; Agaricomycetes; Boletales; Suillaceae. Bases 84 to 1829 code for a protein of 581 amino acids. The record is from RefSeq and is a predicted model, not a curated record.
UGGCAUAUCAUUAUCAGAGUAGAUCUUCUGAUCAUCUUCUUUUGUUUUUCUAGCAGUCCAACGUCAAACCGGAAUUCUUCAAAAUGGACAACUCAAUAAAAGACAAUCCUUUCGUUCCACCAAAGGGCACACGUUGUCCCGUGAAUGACAUACCUCCGGAGCUCCUUUCUCUCAUCUUUGAGGUCGGUGCCCAAUCCAUUGAGGAUGGAGAGGAUGAGGAUGAGGAGGACGAGGCAAUGGCGGACUACUGGAAUUUGGAAGCGGGCGCGGAAGACGGAGUAGACGAAGAAAGUGAAAUGACAAACUUAAAGCGGAUCAGAGUGACAAGGAACGAUGGUGCCGCGGACGAGGAUGGUUCAUCCGAAUCAUCAACAACCACAUUCGAUGACAUCCCACAAUUUGAGGUACUCAUCUCGCACGUCUGUCACCAUUGGCGUACGGUGGCCCUUAACACUCCCUCUCUCUGGACGAAGAUCGACGUAUCACCUCUCGACUCACCCCCAUUUGAACGAGUUCAGAUUUUGCUUGGGCGCAGCAAGAGCCUCCCUAUCGACAUACACAUAGAUUGUGAACCUCCAGAUGACGAUGAAGAAGAUUACUCAGGCUCUGAAGACUCAGAGCUUGGUCAGUCCCCACAUUCGAUGUCCUUUUCCGAUCUCGAUAAUCUCAUGUCCCUUCUUGUUCCACACAUAUCACGCUGGGGAUCUGUCGAAGUCGGGGUCGCUUGUUACAAGCACAUGUUCGUUUUCCUUUCUGCAGUUUCAGAUCCUUCCAUAGCAGGUGCUCCCCAGCUCGAGGCUCUCCAGUUGUAUCACCAUGAAGAUGCAGAAAGCCUCACAGCAUUCGCCCACCCUGACCUCGUCCAACAUUUCAAGUUGUUUGGAGGCGUUGCUCCGCGUCUCAAGAGCAUAGCGUUGUGGGGUGUGCACGUUGACUGGUGUCAAGAAUGGUUAUCUUGCGGGUCCAAUAUCUUGGACCUGGAGCUUGCUUAUCAUACAGAUGACGUACGACCGUCAUGGACACAAUUGGCUGGCAUCCUUUGCGGUGCACCCAAGCUAGAAACACUCUCUUUAUGCAGCUCUGGUCCCCUCGGUGCUCCCCAUGACUGGCAUCCCGAAGGAAGUUCAGGAAGCUAUAGCGAUCACUAUACCGGAGUCAUCGAGUUGCGCUCACUGAUAUCUCUUGUCCUGGCGUUCCAUUCACCAGUCUAUGUCAGUGGGUUGCUCCGCCGUCUAUCAUUUCCUGCACUCAAAACCCUCACACUCGAUUUGGACGACGGGGAUUUCACGGAUCUCGCAGCCCAGCUUGCUGGUCCUGUGGUGACCGCAAUCCCGGUCAUACAAAAGGAUGGAGAGAAGAAGCGCAGUUUACUCAGCGGACUUGACACCCUCAAAAUAUCCGGUCUUCCCUGCCCAGACCGUAGCGUAGAGAUCAUGUACGCAGAGCUCGGCAACCUCAAGGCGCUCAACCUAUCAAUGACGUACCUCUCUCCUGCCUUCCUUCAGUUACUUUGUCACCCUUGCUCUGUUCCUGGCCAGCGGGACGUUUGUCAUGUUUGGCUUCCUUCGCUCACCACUUUGUCGACGGCCGACGUCCCUGGAAACCAAAUACGCGAGUUGGUGCAGAAGCGCAAGGAAGCAGGUGUCCCUCUAAAGGCCGUGUAUAUGGAGGAGAACGAUGAAGUCACGGAUUAUGAAUUACAAUGGUUGAAGGAUAAUUUGGAGACAUUUGAUUUCUUCGAGGGCAGUGACGAUGAAUUUGAAUUACACGAAGAUAUUGAAGAGGAACACGAGGGUUCAGAAUCAGAAUGGGAGGAAGUGGAUGAUUGACUGCAGACGCAUGCUGCAUCUAUGUGGCUUUCGCCUAUCUCUCGCUAGUUUAUAUUUAUACUUAGGGCGGCUGCUUGAGUUGCGCUCGAACGACUUGAAGGCUUUCGGAUAUCAGAUUGCGACGCGCUGACAGUCAUCUCGCAUGUUGUUUUUAUAGAUGCGUUCAAGUAUACUUAUACGUGAUAAUUUUCCUGAUCCUCAGGUGUGAUUCUGUGAAAUGCUGGUUAUCUAUAAUCUUCACAAUGUAAAAGCAAUGUGUUCGCCAUCGG